AUGGUUUGCGCCGUUCCGCGCGGCACGUGGGCGCAGGUGGAGCUUGCGGUGGCGGAGCCUCCGCACCAUCCGCUGCGCGUGCGCGGAGUGAACGAUCUCCCCUCUCAUUAUAAUCACAACCUUCAGUGGAACGUCGGCUUCCUCCCGCAAACUUGCUGCUGCUUCGAGAUAGACCAACUCGACGGUACUACAAGUAACGCUACUAGUAGUAGUACUAUCAGUGCUGAUAGCGACGGUGACGGCGGCUUCUUCACACCGCGCUCGCUAAGUGCGGCGGGAACGGCGGAAAAGCUUCGCUCGUUUAGCGGAACCGUUACGGGCGGAGGCGAACACGGUCCCCUGGAGGUGGUGGAUAUUGGGGGAGCGCGGGCGGAAGUGGGGCAGGUGUAUCUGGUGAAGGCUCUUUUGGCGUUUCUGGUGGUUAGCCCGAACCUCCAUACGCACUGGACUGUGAUUGCAACGAGCGACGUUAGCGAUGAUGCCGACGAUGGCGACGAUUGCAUGGCGACGCGUCUGGAGGAGAUUCGCGAGUGGCUCAAGUUUCGAGGAUGCUUGUCGCCGCUGGACCUCCCUUGCUCCAUUUCCUUACGGGAGAAACCUGUGCCUCUCAGCCGUACGAUCUCCGUGAUCAACGGCGCACAUGCCGCCUGGAAAGACGCCCAUGGGUAUGCUUUCAUGCCACCUCAGCAGCAGCAGCAGUCAGCUGACCAAAACCAGCAAGAUGAAAUGCUUCUAAGCCAGCUGCGGGAAUCGGUGGACUGCACACGUGGCGGCUCUGUGGAGUGCCACGUGGCAGGCAGCAGUGUGGUCUGCGUCCCACUUUCCGAGCCACGCGGGGCACAAGAGAUUGUUAGAAAAGCGUCUGGGACAUUGAUGCCUGGCGCUGCUGCUGCUGCAUUGGCUGCUGCUGGUUUGAGUGAGGAGGGAGGAGUAGGAGGAGGAGGAGGAGGAGGAGGAGGAGGAGGAGGAGGAGGAGGAGGAGGAGGAGGAGGAGGAGGAGGAGGGAAGAAGGGAGGAGGGAAGAAGGGAGGAGAAGGGAAGAAGGGAGGAGGGAAGAAGGGAGGAGAAGGGAAGAAGGGAAAAGCUAAGGGAAGCAAACCAUCUCGUGUUGAUCACACUCGAUCCUCAUCCUCCCCUGUAUGGCUAGAGACGGCGUUUGAUGGGUCAGGAUCGCCACAAAACGUUAACGUCUCCUGCUUCCCUCCCCUCUCCUCCCCCUUCUCCUCUCCCUUCUCCUCUCCCUUCACCUCCCCUUUCGCCUCCCCUCGCGCCUCCCCUCCCGGCUCCCCUCGCCCCUACGCUCUCCACCGUUCCCCUCGCUUUCGACAAAAACACCCCUUCCCUCCAUCCUCUCCCACUGCCGAGGCCAACAGCAGCAGCUCCGUUAUUAGCGCACUCAAUAGCGGCACUGCAAGCAUCGACAUGGCUGCUCGGAGUAUGACUGUUGAUGGGAGGUCCUAUCUGGAACAGGAGCGUACAGGAGGAAGGGGAGAGAGUGGGGAGGGAGGAGGGGGGGAGAGCGACCAGGAUUGCUCGCAGCGCGACUGGCAACAGGCAUCUGACCGUCCAUCUGAAACUGCAAAGUCAACGUUGCAUCCCAGCCGCUCGUUGCCUGCUCUUGCUCCUUCCAUUUUUACCAUUGGCUCUUCCCCCCUUUCUGCCGCUCUUCCUCCUCCUCCUGCUGCUGCAGCAGCUACUGCUGCUGGUGCUGCUGCUGGUGCUGCAGCUGGUGGUGCUGCUGCUGUUGCUGGUGCUGCUGCUGAAGAUGAGGAUGCUGCCAUGAUACCAGAGCCAAACAGACGACACACCACCGGGAAGCUUUCUAUCGAGGAUGAAAGGGGUGAGGAGGAAGGGAGUGAAAUGGAGUUGGUGAGUCCGGAUUCGAACUGGUUCAGUGCCGGGAGAAAGCAUGGAAGAGAGGAGGGGAGAGAGGAGGGGAGAGAGGAGGGAAGAGAGGGGGGAAGAGAGGAGGGGAGAGAGGAGGGGAGAGAGGAGGAUGAGGAGGAGGAGGAAGAGGAUGGGGAGGAGGAUGAGGAGGAGGAGGAGGAGGAGGAGGAGGAGGAGGAGGAGGAGGAGGAGGAGGAGGAGGAGGAGGAGGAGGAGGAGGAGGAGGAGGAAGAGGAUGGGGAGGAGGAUGGGGAGAAGGAGGAGGAAGGGGAGGAUGAGGAGGAGGAUGGGGAGGAGGAUGAGGGUGAGGAGGAUGAGGAAUAUGCUGAUGGGGAUGAGUUGACUCCAAUGACCUCGCCUGUAGCAACUACUGUGGCCCUUUCCCGCUCUCCUGUGCUUAGUCGGAGGAAGAACGAAGAGGAGGAGGAGGAGGAGGAGGAGGAGGAGGAGGAGGAGGAGGAGGAGGAGGAGGAGGAGGAGGAGGAGGAGGAGGAGGAGGAGGAGGAGGAAGAGGUGGAGGAAGAGGAGGAAGACGAGGAGUUUACUGCAGCCCCUAGUCCUAUGGCGCUGUCCCCCUCCUCAUCAUCAUCCCCCUCUGGCUACCCUGUCUCCAUGUCCCCACCACCUCGCUCCCCUAAAGUGUCCAGAUUCAACGCACCUGGACAGAAGAAGAGGGGCAAAAAGGGAGGCGGAGCAGAGGGGCCAGAGAUGGGUGUAGGGUUUCCCAUCCGAAGGGGAAAAACUGGGGCUUCUGGAGCUUCUGCUGCUGGUGUCUCAGGUGGUUUUUCAGGUGGUUUUUCACAUGGUGGGGUUUCAGCAGGUGAGCCUUCAGGUGGUGGGACCGGUGGGAAGCCAAUGCACAGACAGUGCAAAUCGUUUUCUGGCUUUGACUUUGGACAGACGCUUCUUGAGGAUCGGCCGAAAGAGUCCAGGUUCAAUGCACCUGGGCAGGAAGCGGGAGGGAGGACUGAUGGUGGGGGGAAUUCGGGGCAAAAGGGGGCAGUACAGCAAAAGGGGGAGGGAGUGCAGGCCGACAAAGCUCGGCGUGCCAUCCCAAAGGCAAACACAGGGGGUUCUGUUGCUGCUGCUGCUGCUGCCGCCGCCGCCGCUGCUGCUGCUGCUCGGGCUUCAGGUGGUGGGAGUUUAGCAGGUAAAAGUUCAGGUGGGGGGGUCGCUGGUAGCCUCAGGCACAGGAAGUGCCAGUCGUUUUUUGAUUCGACUCAGGAGUUGAAUCUUGAGCCGACUCAAAAGUCAGGUGGGGGGAAUGUAGCAGGUGAUAAUUCAGGUGGGGCGGCUGCUAGUAGCCUCAGGCACAGGAAGUGCCAGUCGUUUUCCGGCGUUGACUUUGGCUUGAUUGCACCUGGGCAGGAAGCAGGAGGGAAGACUGGCGGCGGGGAGAAUUCAGGGCGGAACAGGGCAGUGCAGCAAAAGGGGGCGGGACGAGAAGAGGGAGUGGGGGCCGGCAAAGCACGGCGUGCCAUCCCGAAGGCAAACACUGGGGGUUCUGUGGCUGCUGCUUAUCCUACUGCCGCCGCUGCCGCCGCCGCCGCUGCUGCUGCUGCUGCUUCUGCUGUUGCUGCCUCUUCUAGCCCCAAGCACAGGAAGUGCCAGUCGUUUUCCAGCUUUGACUUUGGCUUGUUUUCACCUGGACAGACGGGUUUCGAGGCACAGCCACAAGAGUCCAGGUUCAUUGUACCUGGACAGAGGAUGCCCAAGGUGCAACACAAAGAGGCCAGGUUCUACGCACCUGGACAGGAAGAGAGGAGGAGGACGGGUGGGGGGCCCAAGGAUGGGUAUGAAGGGGCAGUAGAGCAAAAGGGCACGGGACGAGACGUGGGAGGGAAGACUGGUGGUGGGGAGAACUUGGGGCGAAACAGGGCAGUACAGCAAAAGGGCGUGGGUCGAGACGUGGGAGCAUGGGUCCAACAAGCACGGCUUGCCACCCCAAGGGGAAACACCGAGGUUUUAGUAGCCACUCAUACUGCUCAUACGGCUGCUGCCGCUGCUGCUGCUGUUGCUGCUGCUGUUAGUCGUGGUGGUGGUGGUAGGGUUUCAGGUGAUGGGAUUUCAGCAGGUGAAAAUUCAGGUGGGAGGAGUACUGUUAGGCCAGGACACAGGCAAUGCCUGUCGUUUUCUGGCUUUGAGUCUGACUUGGGUCAGUGGGAUAUGGCUAUUGCGGCGCCUCAAACGUCUGUUUUUGAGUCUGACUUGGGUCGGUGGGAUAUGGGGAACGGCAGGGAGGGAGGGAGAGGAGCGGGGAUAGCGAGCAGAGUAGAGAGUUUGACUGAGUGGGAUAUGGGGGACGGGAGGGAGGAAGGGAGAGGAGGGGAUAUAGCGAGCAGAGGGCGUAGAGAGGAGGGCUUGAGUGUGUGGGAAAUAGAAGACGGGAGGGAGGGAGGGAGAGGAGGGAGAGGAAUGGGGAUAGUGGGUAGAGUGGAGAGCUUAUGUGAGUGGGAUGUAGGGGACGGGAGGGAGGGAGGGAGAGGAGGGGGGAUAGUGAGCACGGGGCAUAGAGAGGAGAGCUUGAGUGUGUGGGAGAGGAGGAAUGGGGGGGGGAGAGGGGAGGGAGGGGAGGGAGGGAGUUUGUCACCUAGAGUAGUGUCGCUUGGGACCAGGGCGAAGGGAAGAGGAGGAGAGAGAGAGGCAAAUGGAGGUGGGAGGAGGGGAGGGAGAGGAGGGGAAGGAGGAGAAGAGGGAGGGUUACUGACGUCACCGGCAGUGACGUUUGAUUCUUCUGGGGUGAAAGGAGGAGAAGGAGAGAAAAAUAUGGAUGGGGGAGGGAGAGGAGGAGAUGGAGGUUCACGGGAGAAGGAGGGGAAAGGGAGAGGGCAUGAAGGGAAGGGAAGGAAGGGAGGAGAGGGUGAUGGAGAGAUGGCAUGGAUAGAAGAGAUGAGGCGAGUGGCAGUAGGUGGCGGAGGCAGCAGCAGCAGAGGCACAGGCGUUGGUGGGGCUGGCACAGGCGUUGGUGGGGUUGGCACAGGCGUUGGUGGGAGGAGGAGAGGUGUGAGCAUGGAUAUGGGCGCUGUUUGGAGUUUGGAAAGGGCUUCGGGAGGAGAUAGCUUGAGAGAGGAAAUGGCAGGAGGGGGAGCAGCAGCAAGGGAAAUGGCAGGAGGGGGAGCAGCAGCAAGGGAAAUGGCAGGAGGGGGAGCAGCAGCAAGGGAAAUGGCAGGAGGGGGAGCAGCAGCAAGGGAAAUGGCAGGAGGGGGGGCAGCAGCAAUGGAAAUGGCAGGAGGGGGGGCAGCAGGAGGAGACACAGGGGUUCCCAAGUCCCCUCGAGGCGUGGGCAGGAAAGGCAUCAUGCCUUUUACUCCCCCCAGUGACGACAUUCUGAGCACCCUCUUUAAAUCUCCAAGCAUCUCAGCCCCUAGCCCUAGAGGAGGAGGAGGGGGGGCAGGAGAAGCAGCAAAAGGAGGGGCAGGGGAAGCAGCAAGAGGAGGAGGGGCAGCAGGAGGAGACACAGGCGUUCCCAAGUCACCACGAGGCGUGGGCAGGAAAGGCAUCAUGCCUUUUACUCCCCCCAGUGACGACAUUCUGAGCACCCUCUUUAAAUCUCCAAGCAUCUCUGCCCCUAGCCCUAGAGGAGGAGAGGGGGGGGCAGGGGGAGCAGCACGAGGAGGAGGGGCAGCAGGAGGAGACACAGGGGUACUCAAGUCACCUCGUGGGGUGGGCAGCAGGGACAACGCAGGUUGGACCCUCGCUCAAGGAGGGGAGGCAACUGGAGGAGACACAGACGUACCCAAGUCGCCUCGAGGGGUGGGCAGCAGGGACAACGCAGCUUGGACCGCCCUCGCUCACGGCCUUCGCAGCAAAAGCUUCAACUACGGAAAAACAGGCAUUGUAUUUUCAGCAGGAGAGGAAGGAGGAGGGGGAGGCGGAGGGGGAGGCGGGGGGGAAACAGGGCCCCCCAAGUCGGCUUUUGAGUCGACUCAAAAGCCCCCCAAGUCGCCAAGAGGGGGAGGAGGGGGAGGGGGAGGGGGAGGGGGAGGGGGAGGGGGAGGGGGAGGGGGAGGGGGAGGAGGAGGCGGAGGAGGAGGAGGAGGCGGAGGAGGAGGCGGGGAAACAGGGCCCCCCAAGUCGCCAAGAGGGGGAGAGAGGAGGGACGUUGUAACCUCAACCCCCCCCACUCACGGCCUUCGUAGCAAAAGCUUCAACUAUGGAAAAACAAGCAUUGCAAUUUCAGCAGGAGGUGAAGGAGGAGGGGGAGGAGGAGGGGGAGGAGGAUGGGGAGGAGGAGGGGGAGGAGGAUGGGGAGGAGGAGGGGAAACAGGGGCCCCCAAGUCGCCAAGAGGAGGGGGGAGGAGGGACAGCGUAACUUGGACCCCCCCAACUCAAGAAGCAGAAAGAGGCGGAGGAGGAGCAGCAGGAGGGGACACAGGGGUUCCCAAGUCGCCUCGAGGGACGAGCAGGAGGGACAGCAUAACUUGGACCCCCCCAACUCCAGGCCUCCUCAGCAAAAGCUUCAGCGCCGCAAGUCCAACUAUUAAAGCCAGUUAUGAGACUUAUCAAAGCUUCAGCACGGCAAGUCCAAGCUUCAAAGCCAUGACUGUAGUGGGAGGGGGGGGGGCCAUUAAAAAAGCUGCAGCAGGGGGGGCAGUAGGGGGAACAGCAGAGGGAGCAGCAGGGGGAGCAGCAGGGGAAGCAGCAGGGAAACCACCAAGGGGAGGGGGGGCAGCAGGAGGGGGCACAGGGGUUCCCAAGUCUCCUCGAGGGAUGCCUAGUUUGCUCAACAAAAGCUUCAGUGCGGCAAGUCCAACCAUCAAAGCCAGUUAUGAGACUUAUCAAAGCUUCGGCGCGGCAAGUCCAAGCUUCAAAGCCAUGACUGUAGUGGGAGGAGGGGGGGCCAUUAAAAAAGCUGCAGCAGGGGGGGCAGUAGGGGGAACAGCAGAGGGAGCAGCAGGGGGAGCAGCAGAGGGAGCAGCAGGGAGAGCAGCAGGGGGAGCAGGAGCGGGAGCAGCAGGGGAAGCAGCAGGGAAACCACCAAGGGGAGGGGGGGCAGCAGAAGGGGACACAGGGGUUCCCAAGUCUCCUCGAGGGGUGCCUAGUCUCCUCAGUAAAAGCUUCAGCGCCGCAAGUCCAACCAUCAAAGCCAGUUUUGAGACGUAUCAAAGCUGUAACGCCGCAAGUCAAAGCAUCAAAGCCAUGACGGUAGUGGGAGGAGUGGGAGCCAUUAGAAAAGUAGCAGCAGAGGGAGCAGCAGGGGGAGAAGCGGGGGGAGCAGCAGGGGGAGCAGCAGGGGGAGCAGCAGGGGGAGAAGCAGGGGGAGAAGCAGGGGGAGCAGCAGGGGGAGCAGCAGAGGGAGCAGCAGGGGGAGAAGCAGGGGGAGCAGCAGGGGGAGCAGCAGAGGGAGCAACAGGAGAAGCAGCAAGGGCAGGGAGGGCAGCAGGAGGGGACGCAGGGGUCCCCAAGUCUCCUCGACGGGCGCCUGUGAGGGCAGGCGGACUGAAAAAGGCCGCAGCAACGGCAAUGACUCAAGCUCAGGACGCUGCGUCUGCUUAUGCCCCUGCUGCAGGAGGGGACACAGAAGUCUCCAAGUCUCCUCGACGGGUGCCUGUGAAGGCAGGCGGACAGAGAGAGGCUGCUGCUAAGGCAAUGGCGAGACUCAACGCGGGGAUGCGAGCAGCAGGAGGGGACACAGAUGUACCCAAGUCUCCGCGAGAGGCUGCUGCAAGGGCAAUGGCUCAAGCUCAGUCCGCUGCAUCUGCUUGUGCCGCUGCAGCAGGAGAAGCAGCAAGGGGAGGGGCGGCAGCAGGAGGGGACACAGAAGUCCCCAACCCGGUAGGUUCGGGUGCUCACACUCCUGCAGGUUCGGCUAUUCACACGCAUGCAGGUUCGGCCGCUCACACUCCUGCAGGUUCGGCUGCUCACACUCCUGCUGCAUCUGAUGAUGAUAGCAGCCCUCGCCCGCAGAUUCCUGCGAGUCUUGGCCGAUUGGGAGAGCAGCAGCAGCAGCAGCAGCAGCAGCAGCAGCAGCAGCAGCUGGGGGAGCAGGGGCAGCGGAGAAUAGGAGGAGGAAAUCAGACGGGGCUGGGUCCCGGAGGGCUGCCAUCGGGAGUGAGAAGGCGGGCGAGAAUGGCCCGGCCGAACCUGGAGAGCGUGCAGGCAUCGUGGGUGCAUGAUGACCCCGAGGACAAUCCUGAGUAUGCCGGCUGGGGGGCGACUCCCAAGGGAGGGAAGGCAGCAGGAGCAGGAGGCAGCAGCAGGCGUAGCAGCAGCAGGUUUUAA
Molecule: messenger RNA, 8109 nt
Organism: Closterium sp. NIES-65
Lineage: Eukaryota; Viridiplantae; Streptophyta; Zygnematophyceae; Desmidiales; Closteriaceae
Source: the annotation of a GenBank genome assembly